This is a messenger RNA of Melanotaenia boesemani (Boeseman's rainbowfish), 2073 nucleotides long. RefSeq names its product olfactomedin 2a (gene olfm2a). Gene Ontology annotation, biological process: signal transduction. The transcript is spliced from 6 exons. The coding region runs from base 405 to 1769 and encodes 454 amino acids. Lineage: Eukaryota; Metazoa; Chordata; Actinopteri; Atheriniformes; Melanotaeniidae. The record is from RefSeq and is a predicted model, not a curated record.
GACGUGCUGCUCCUAGCGUCUGCACCUUGCAAGCACAGCAGUCACCUUCCAACCUCUGCGACUCUUCCCUGCUCCUCUCUCUCAGUCGCAGUUAUUUUGCAGGACGAGGUAGGAUCGCUGUCUAUACAUCCUUUACAGCAUUUAGGGAGUUUUCUACAACCAGAGGUUUGAAAUUUUGCUUUCGCGAACGAAAAGAGUCCAUGCUCCACAAAAGACAGGCGGCUGGUCGCUUUACCUAGCCACAGAAGACUGCCUUGCGUCCUGGUGAUGAGGCUGGUGGCGCACAGCCGACACAGCAUUAAAGGAAUCCCUCUAUAUCUGAAGAAACCGCCCCAAUAAGAUACAAGAACAGGGGGAGAGCUGCAGGAACCGGAGUCGGCUGGGACGCGAUCAUUUCGCCAAGAAUGCAUCUCUUCAGUGCCAUGUUCCUACUUGUGAUGUUAGCUGGCAUGCCCACUGAGGCUCUUUACCCAAGUCCAGAAGAAGGCUGGCAGAUCUACAGCUCAGCACAGGACGCAGAUGGAAAGUGUAUCUGCACCGUGGUUGCACCAGCCCAGAACAUGUGUAACCGCGACCCACGCAGCAGGCAGCUCCGCCAGCUCAUGGAGAAGGUUCAGAACAUUAGCCAGUCAAUGGAGGUGCUGGAUCUGCGGACCUACAGAGAUCUACAGUACGUAAGGAACACAGAGAGCAUAAUGAAAGUGGUCGAUGGAAAGCUAAAGGUGGUCUCUGAAAAUCCCCGCAGUCUCAAUCCAAAGGGCUUUCAGGAGUUGAAAGAGAAGAUGAGUCAGGUACUCCCCCUGCUGCCAGUGCUGGAACAGUACAAGGCUGAUGCCAAGAUGAUCCUGCGCCUUCGGGAGGAGGUGAGGAAUCUAUCCCUGGUUCUUAUGGCCAUCCAAGAGGAGAUGGGAGCUUAUGAUUAUGAGGAGCUGCGCCAGAGAGUUCUGCUACUGGAGACCAGGCUCCACUCCUGCAUGCAGAAAUUAGGCUGUGGAAAGCUCACUGGUGUCAGUAAUCCCAUCACAGUACGAGCAUCGGGGUCAAGGUUCGGCUCAUGGAUGACAGAUACCAUGAUACCAAGCUCAGACAACAGAGUGUGGUCUAUGGAUGGUUACUUCAAAGGGCGACGUGUUCUGGAAUACCGCACAAUGAAUGAUUUUAUAAAGGGCCAGAAUUUUGUGCAGCACUUGCUGCCGCACCCUUGGGCUGGCACCGGCCAUGUGGUCUACAACGGCUCACUGUACUACAACAAAUACCAGAGCAACAUUAUCAUCAAGUACCACUUCCGUUCUCGAAGCGUUCUGGUACAGCGCAGUCUGAGCGGGGCCGGCUAUAACAACACCUUCCCCUACUCCUGGGGCGGCUCCUCUGACAUCGACCUGAUGGCAGAUGAGAAUGGCCUUUGGGCUGUUUACACCACUAUCCCCAAUGCUGGGAACAUUGUCAUCAGUCGCCUGGAACCUCAGAGUCUGGAGGUUCUGCAGACCUGGGACACUGGCUUCCCUAAGCGCAGUGCUGGAGAGUCUUUUAUGAUCUGUGGUACACUGUAUGUCACCAACUCCCACCUCGCUGGUGCCAAGAUCUACUUUGCUUACUACACCAACACAUCCAGCUAUGAGUACACAGACAUCCCCUUCCACAAUCAGUACUCCCACAUCUCCAUGAUGGACUAUAACCCCAGGGAGAGGGUCCUGUACACCUGGAACAACGGACACCAGGUGCUCUACAAUGUCACACUCUUUCAGGUUAUUAAGACUUCUGGAGACUGAGGUCUAAACAACUGACCCACUCAAAUAAUGCUGUGAUCAUUGUUCAGGAGAAACAAAUGAGCUGGGUGGAUAUGGGUACAUGUUUUGGAAAGGGGCUGGGAUUGGGAGCUUCAGUAUAUGGGGAUAUGAUUUUUUUUAAAGAAUUUCAAUCUUCAUAGAGUGCUAUUAUUCACAUUCUCAAAAUACACUCUGACAACCGAGUCAGUAAAGAUAUAAAGACUGAGAGCUUCUCUUUUUUGUUUAUGUGAUGAGUAAGCAUGGUUCUUUUUAUUUGUGAUGACAAAUAAACAUCCUCUUUACCAUU